AUGGACACACAGCUAAAUUUCAGCACAGCCUUCCACCCACAAAUUGAUGGCCAAACAGAACGAGUUAAUCAAAUCCUAGAGGACAUGUUGAUGGCAUGUGCUUUCGAUUUUACUGGAGCAUGGGAUUCGCAAAUACACCUUAUGGAAUUUGCUUAUAAUAAUAGUUAUCAGGCGACAAUUGCUCAAAGCAGACAGAAGAAUUAUGCUGAUAACCGUCGAAAAGAGUUGGAAUUCAAAGUAGGAGAUCACGUAUUUCUAAAGGUAGCAUCAAUGAAGGGCAUUAUGCGUUUCAAACGAAAAGGCAAGUUUAGCCCUCGCUUCAUUGGACCCUUAGAAAUAUUAGAACGUAUUGGCCAAGUAGCUUACCGAUUGGCAUUACCACCCACACUUUCUACAAUACAUAAUGUCUUCCAUGUAUCGAUGCUUCGAAAAUACGUGUUUGACCCAUCACACGUAGUAAAUUAUGAACCUCUACAAAUAAGUGAAAACUUGGAAUAUGAGGAGACUCCGGUUUGCAUCCUGGCAAAAGAGAAGAAGUCGCUUCGUAAUCGGGAAAUAAGUUUAGUGAAGGUUCUCUGGAGAAAUCAGCAAGUGAAAGAAGCUACAUGGGAACGAGAAGAAGAGAUGAAAGACAAAUACCCUUAUCUUUUUAAGAACCAAGAAACUUUCGAGGAC
Messenger RNA from Benincasa hispida (wax gourd), 675 nucleotides. Lineage: Eukaryota; Viridiplantae; Streptophyta; Magnoliopsida; Cucurbitales; Cucurbitaceae. The record is from RefSeq and is a predicted model, not a curated record.